This is a messenger RNA of Thamnophis sirtalis, 2646 nucleotides long. It is a transcript of the gene BCL7C, whose product is annotated as BAF chromatin remodeling complex subunit BCL7C. Lineage: Eukaryota; Metazoa; Chordata; Lepidosauria; Squamata; Natricidae. The record is from RefSeq and is a predicted model, not a curated record.
UCCUUUUAUUUGGGCAAAAGGAGAACAGCCAAAGAAGCCGAACACACACAGAGAGAGACGAAGAAUGGUGGAGACCCAACAGAGGGAAGAAGUAGAUGAAGGCUGAGAUAAGAAAGAUAGAGAUAGAGAGAAGGGGAAAAAGGAGGAAACACUAGAAAACAAGGGCAGAGGGAAAAACAACAACAACUGAAAUAAACUGAUGCAGGAAGAUUGAUGGAUGGCAGGACAGAGACAGGUGGCAGGCAAAAUUUGAUGGAUUAAUAGCAAAGGGAUGUGCAUUCAGAAUCUUUCCAGCAUCCAAUCAUCUCUGUGAGCAAAAGAAGAUAGGGGGUGCAGAGAAACCGAUCAAAGAAAGAAAGAGGGAGAGAAAUGGGAUAAGGAGAACAAAAGAGCACAACUCAGAACUAGCAGCCCAAAGAGAAAGCUCCCGAUCGUCUGCCCUCUCCAUCCAUCGCAGCUUUCCGACUCUCCAAACUUCUGAUCUCAUGUCAGGACGUGCCAUUCGAGCCGAGACGAGGAGCCGGGCAAAAGAUGACAUCAAGAAAGUGAUGGCUGCUAUUGAACAUGUCCGGAGAUGGGAAAAGCGUUGGGUGACGGUAGGAGACACCUCUUUACGGAUCUACAAGUGGGUACCUAUUAUGGACCCUCGGGACGAGGAGAAAAGAUGCCUGGGAGGUAGCAAAGAGCAGCAGACCACCAAAGAGAGAAGGUUUUCUCGAAGCAACCCUGCUCUGCUCAUGUUGGACCUGAACGAUGAGAACAGCAGCCAGAGUUCUCUUUCGGAGACGUCCCUGCAGAAAGGAGGUGACACCAGCCCCACCCCUACCCCGGAUCGAAGCCAGACGGUGACUCCCACCCUCUUAGGAGAGCUGAAGACAGAAGACUUGCAGCCACCUCUGUUGGGGCAAGAGGGAGAUUCUGGAGUGCCCCUUCUUGAGGGAACCGAUGACCCUCCCAAGCUUAGUAAAGAAGAACCAGAUCUCAUGGCAUCUGAUUUCCAGGCUACGGACAAAGCAACUUGCUUGGAACCCACCACAGCUGUGGAAAAACGAACAUCUGAAGUGGAGGAAUCUUUCUUGUUAGAAGGUCCCUCCCCGAAGCGGACCCGUACAGAGGAACAAGCUUUGCAGCCUACCCCAUCUUCUGAGGUUUAACCUCAAGUUUCAGGCCUGUCCUUCCCAUUUCUUCUGAUAGAUGGAUCUAUGUGGGAGAAGAUGACAUAAUGUUAGCUAAAUAUGGUGCAUUCAAACCUCCUGUCUGCAACAUGUGAUUGCUAUCGUACUUCCUGCUGCCCCCUUGUGACAACACUGUUUACAUGAAGCAUUCAUGUUUUAUGCAUGCAUGGAAAUGAAACAUGGUUGUGGGAGGGGAGGGCUAGAACCAAAAGAAAUCAUGUAGACUUGCAGAAAUGAGGAAAAUGCUAUUUACCUUACUUAUGCAGAAAUGUGAUUUAUAUAUUGGGAAUAUGAGUGAAUAAAAGUAAAGGUCUGUUUUAAAGCACACAUUAGGAAGGUCAAAAGCUUCCUAGAUUCUACCUUCUAGCCUAGUUUUUUCAGCAUGAAAGAGUAGCCUGUAGUUUAAAAGCAAGGCUAAAAUUUUAUAUCCAUUCCAAAUCCAAAUUUUGCAGCACCAAACACAUAUUUUGGGAAAAGAGCAAGUUGCACAAUUUAAUUAUUUAAUAAUGCUAAAGCUUAGGGUUCAGGAAGCUUUAAAAACAUACUGGAAAAGGCAUGCAAGAUAUGAUUCUCUUACGGACAGCCAUUUGGCUGGCAUAGGAUCUCCUGCUUGAGCAGGGGGUUGGAUGAGAAGACCUCCAAGAUCCCUUCCAACUCUAUUAUUCUAUGUUCUCUGUUUGCAGAUGACAAAUCCAAUGCUGCUUUGCCAGCAGAGAAAACAGAUUGAACUUUGAUGUGAAGGUCCAAAUGAGGCCUGGAAUUAAGCCUCAAUUGAAAUGAUUAACAUUUGCUCUAAAGCAGGAAUGGGCAACUAUGGCCCCUUUAUGAACCAUGGACUUUAACUCCCAGAAUUCCUGAGCCAGACAUGUAGGAAUUCUGGGAAUUGAAGUCUACAGGCCAAAAAGGGACUAUAGCUGCCCACCCUGCUCUAAAGACUUUUUAUAGAGUAUGCAUCUGGGACACCGGGCUUUAUAUUCUGAGGAGAAAUUUCCCCCUAUAGUUAUUUCUGUUGUUGAAAACUUGGGGUUGGGGUAAUUAGAAAAUCCAGGAGUCUUGUAGAAUGUAAAAAAACACUAACCCACUUAUAACAGAAAGAUUUCCUGCUUUGAUUCAGUUGCCACCUCAAAGAUGCCCCAUUUAUGCCCACUGCAAAGACUAAUUUGGUACAUAAAGGCAAACAAGGCAGACCAACAGCUGGCCUUUGCUCAGGAGUUGAAGGAUCCCAGGGGAAAUGUGCAAAGCUAUAAUUUGUUGGAUAAUAACAGGCAAAAUCAAGUUUGCUUAUGGUUUCUCCUAAGGGAUAAUUUCAGCCAAAUGAACAUGUAGGGCUGAGGCAUGUCUAAGAGCCACGUUUAUAGUGUCAUGCUGUAAUUAUGUCAUUUGCACCAACUGCAUCAUUCGAAUCAUUUGCAACCAGGUAGUCCUUGGCUUAUGAGAGAAAUUUCACACUCUAGUAUAAGUAGUCCUUGAU